GAGCGCAGGCCGGGCCUCCGGGCCGAGCUUAGCUGAUCCCCAUCUCCCUCUCCCGGCCCGCAGGGCUCGGUGACCUACUCACGGGCGUUGGUAAAUGCUAGGUGACCCUGAGGAGGGACGGUGGGAAGGCAGAGCCCCGCUGUAGGGUUUGACUCUACCCGAGGAACUCAGGUGGGAUGCCGGGGUCGAUUCUCUUGAGAAAGGUCUUUCAAAAGAAGUGAAGUCAAGAUGAAGAACCAUUUGCUUUUCUGGGGAGUGCUGGCCAUUUUUGUUAAGGCUGUUCUUGUGACAGCCCAUGAUGAAGAUGGAAUGAUUGUUCUUGCUGACAACAAAUGUAAGUGUGCCCGGGUUACUUCCAGGAUCAUCCGUUCUACUUCUGAAGACCCUAAUGAGGACAUUGUGGAGAGAAACAUCCGAAUUAUUGUUCCUCUGAACAGCAGGGAGAACAUCUCUGAUCCCACAUCACCACUGAGAACCAAAUUCGAGUACCAUUUGUCUGACCUCUGUAAAAAAUGUGAUCCUACAGAAGUGGAGCUGGAUAAUCAUGUAGUUAUUGCUACCCAGAGCAAUAUCUGUAAUGAAGACAGUGCUACAGAGACCUGCUACACUUAUAACAGAAACAAGUGCUACACAACUAUGGUCCCACUUACUUAUGAUGGUAAUACCAAAAUGGUGGAAGCAGCCUUGACCCCAGAUUCCUGUUACCCUGACUAAUUUAAGUCAUUGCUGAUCGCACAACUCUUUAUCUUGAGAGGCUCUCCAUUUUGAUUCAGAAAGUUAAUAUGUUUACUACAAAUGAACUUGGAACCAAGAUUUUUCUUCAGUGAUGUAAAACUAACUUUCCCCCCAAAUAACUGAAAUAGUAACAUUUUUUUAUCUUUAUUAGGCAAUUAUCUCUCAAUUAGGCAAGAGGAGAAUAUAAAACUCAAAAAGUAAAAAUCAGGAGGUGAAAUUAAAUGUUGCCUUUCUUUGACUUUGCCUUGGAGAGCCCGAGCUCUUGCAUUUUCCCUACUAUUCUCUUUUUUAAAAGUUUCACUGUGUAGAGAAAAUAUAUGUAUAAACACAGGUCAAUUAUAUGUCUUCAUCGGAAAAAUAAUAAUUCAAAACAAGUUUCAUAACUAUUUAUACAAAUAAUUUAAAAUAGGAUCUCUAAUAUGAAAACAAUUAGCCAAAAGUGAUAUAAUUAAAUGCAUAAUUGAAAAAUAUAUUUUGACAUAAUAUACAGACAUGGCAGCAGAUGAUACAGAUUAUUCUUUUUUUGAUAAAAAAAAUUUAUUUUGAUAAUCAGGUUAGUGUAAGAAAUCUCAUUGGAAAUCAUCUAUGUUGUAAGUCUAAUGAAAUAUGUAUUCCAAAAUAUGUAUUUUCUAUCACAGUUUGAACAAUUAAAUAGAUUCAUAAGCAUA
Molecule: messenger RNA, 1403 nt
Organism: Galeopterus variegatus (Sunda flying lemur)
Lineage: Eukaryota; Metazoa; Chordata; Mammalia; Dermoptera; Cynocephalidae
Gene: JCHAIN
Product: immunoglobulin J polypeptide, linker protein for immunoglobulin alpha and mu polypeptides
Exons: 5
Coding region: 229-714 (161 amino acids)
Biological process (GO): humoral immune response
Cellular component (GO): pentameric IgM immunoglobulin complex
Molecular function (GO): immunoglobulin receptor binding
Source: RefSeq, a predicted model, not a curated record